Molecule: messenger RNA, 753 nt
Organism: Halteromyces radiatus
Lineage: Eukaryota; Fungi; Mucoromycota; Mucoromycetes; Mucorales; Cunninghamellaceae
Exons: 2
Source: RefSeq, a predicted model, not a curated record
CUUUUACAUUGUUUUAUUCCUUCUCAUCAAACAACUAAUAUAUUCUCAAAAAUCAGCAUCCUUAUCUUUACCACCUGUCACCACCAAAUGCCACUACACGUGGGCAACAAUUAUGACUGACAAUGAAGGCGAUAAGUCAGUUGUGGGAACCAAGACAUUGAACGCAUUAAUCACAUCAAGUCUCCGAAUCGAUUCCAUCUAUGAAGCAAGUGUUGAGGAGGAUCAUCUCGCAUUUUGAAUUGGACGAAAGUACAGCUUUGACGACGUCAAUUUUCUUGGACAGCGAUUCGAUCAAAAAAGCCAGCAGUUUGGCAAGCAAUCGAAAUGCAAACAAGGUUGAUCGGUUUGAUCUGCGAUACCAACUUCGCCAAUUACGAUCAAAGUUUCAAUACCUUUUAACGUAUCUCCUUUGUCGCGCGUCAAGCAUCUUUGCAAAUACGGAGAGCAUAAUUUUACUAGUAUUUUAUUUUUCAUUGAUGUGAUGAACCAUCAUAUGUGUAGUAAUUCAUUAUGUUAGUUGCCCUGUAAUGUUUAUAACAUUGAUAUGUAUCUUUCUUCAUAGUAUCAAAAGAUCAUGAGCAUAAUAACUUUCAAAGUCCAUACUUUUAUUUUUUUGUUAUCUUUAGAUGUGCAGUAAUUUCUAUUUUCUUUCAUUUCUUUCUUUUCUUUGUAAUAACUUUAGUUAUAGUAUAUCAAUUAGUAAUCUUUAGUGGUUAUGCUUUUAUUCAAUAAAACUUUUAUUUUUAUUCCAAC